GGGACUCUCCACGCCCACAUGGUAUCUCAGACUAGCAAGACAGGACCAAACACGACAGCAUCGGUACAGAAUAUCUCCGCUCCUGCCGCCACCAUCACCGCUGACGACGCAUCGGUUUGGGAUUGAGGUCGCCGCCGCAGUCACAGUGGGACAUGUAGGAGAACUAACCCGCCGGUCCCGUAGUCUCGCGGCCGUAACAGUGUGCGCAAAUGAUUGUCGAGUUCGAAAGUGUUGUCCGUGGAUGCUAGCUAGGGUUGAUUAGUGAAUAUUGUACCGCAACAUGAAGCGUCCUGCCGCAGAGGGUCUUUCGCGCCGCCCAAAUCCAGAAAGUGCUCCUGAAUAUCUUGUCUGUCACCGCGGUCGCCACGACCAGGAGUUGGCGGGCAGUCAUGGCGCAGGCCUCAAUGCUCAUCGACUCGAACGGCAGGUCACCUGGAGGGUCGUGAUGGGGUCCGGCCGUCUGUGUGUGCCGUCGGCUGUGGGCGUGCUGAACGCCAACGAACCUGAGCUGGGGUCCGGGGAAAGGAGGAAGAAUGACAGCGGCGACGGCGUGACGUCUGGAAUGUUCGCCCGAAUUGCCUCCUGUCUUGGUGUAAUUAAAUCGGUGGCGUCCGUGUAG
Pyricularia grisea is the source of this 619-nucleotide messenger RNA. RefSeq lists its product as uncharacterized. The coding region runs from base 281 to 619 and encodes 112 amino acids. The record is from RefSeq and is a predicted model, not a curated record. The transcript has a single exon. Lineage: Eukaryota; Fungi; Ascomycota; Sordariomycetes; Magnaporthales; Pyriculariaceae.